This is a messenger RNA of Calypte anna (Anna's hummingbird), 1493 nucleotides long. RefSeq names its product translocase of inner mitochondrial membrane domain containing 1 (gene TIMMDC1). Lineage: Eukaryota; Metazoa; Chordata; Aves; Apodiformes; Trochilidae. Bases 27 to 734 code for a protein of 235 amino acids. Gene Ontology annotation, cellular component: mitochondrion. The transcript has 8 exons. The record is from RefSeq and is a predicted model, not a curated record.
GCCCAGCGCCGCCGCCGGGUAGAGCCAUGGCGGAGGGGCUGGGCACGGCUCCGCAGUUCGGUCACCCGGCGCCGCCGCCGCAGACGGGCUGGGAGCGGCUCAGGGAGCUCUGGCAGCGCGACGAGCGGCAGCAGUACCCGGAGGAAACGCUGAACAUCGUCAAAUCGGCCUUCACCGGGGGGCUGGUGGGCUGGCUGUACGGGGGGCUGCCCGCUUUCCGCCAGGCCCGCAAGUCUUUCAUCGAGAGGAGCCACGGGGAGCUCUUCCAGAACCGCGCCGAUGCGGUGCAAUCUGCGCAUCGGGCCGGUCUCAGGAGCUUCAUCCGCUACGGCUGGCGAUGGAGCUGGAGAGUUGCCGCUUUUGUGACAAUAUUCAACACAGUGAGCACUGCCCUGUCGGUAUACCGCAACAAAACCACCAUCAGUAAUUUUGCAUCAGCAGGAGCCUUCACAGGGGCCCUUUUCAGAAUGCACUUGGGCCUGCAUGGACUGGUGGGAGGCCUCGUGUUCGGAACAGCGUUUGGGAUCCCUGCGGGAGGCCUCUUAAUAAUGAUGCAGAAGCUUGCUGGUGAGACCUUGCAGGAGAAGAGAAAUCGUGAGCGCAGGGAGCUGUACGAACAGAAGUUAGCAGAGUGGCAAUCCAGGCUUAGUGUGACUGAAGUCUUAGGCCAAAUGGAAACAAACACCCAGGGAGGACCGAAGACUGAGGUAGCAAGAGAAUCCAGGAGCCACUGAAUCUCCUCCAGAUCUCUUUUAAGUGUGGCUGAGGGGGUCACAGAAAGGAUGCCUUGUUUCUGGUGGUGAUGGCAGAAGAAUUGGCACUGUGGACAGUUUUAACAACAGUACAAAGGUCUCUAACUUCUAAUCUGAAGGUUGGAAAUUCAGCGACUACCUUUGGGGGAAUUGUGGUUCAAUAAAGCCGUACAGCAGUGGUCAGUGUGUCUGCAAGAUCUUGGUGUUGGUAUAGUUUGCAUUAGAGAAACAUACUUGAGUGGUAUCUCAUGAGAAGAGCUCUAAGAUUGCACCAGUGAGCAGUAAAGUCUGGUGGUCGGUCACACAUUGUUUUCUUGUGCAGUAACAAAGACCCAGGAGAGCGUCAGCUCUGUUUAUUUUUUUGUUACUUAGGUCAACAGUGAAGUCAUAGCUGUUAUCUGUGUGUUGGGCUGAAACUAUUUUAAUAGUGUUUGGUACCCAAGAGGACCAGGUGGCUCAUUACCAUUUCCCUCAAAGCAGGUCAGAAUCCUAGGUGCCUUUGUUAAAGUUUCUUUUCCUACUAAAGGGAGUUACAUCCAGGCAGGGGGUUUGGGACUCCUUCCCACAAGAAAUGGUAAGUCAGUCCAUUUUGGAUGAAUGCUUUUCUCGUUUAGAGCUGAUGACUGCUGAAUGAAAUAUAAACAGUUGAUUCCUCACAGAGUGUAUUCCACCCAUCCAAAGCAGACUCUUGGCACAGCUUCCUCCCAAGAAGGUUUUUUUUUUCUGACUUCUGAAAUAAGC